AUGGGCUCCUUGCUCCGCACUUUAACCUACGUGACUUUGACACAUCCCAAUAUAUCCCUUGACCUUUUGACAAUGCCUGCUAAGCGCAAGUCUGACCAGAUGGAUACCACGCCCACGGGUAGUCCCAGCAAGAAAAUGCGCCUCACACAGCAACAGAAGCAGGCGUUGAUGGACAAUCUACAACUCGAAAUAACUGAGCGUGCACGCAAACUUCGUGCUCAAUAUGCCCUUCAGGCAAACGACCUUCGCGCGCGCAUUGACCGACGCGUAAACCGAAUCCCAGUCUCACUCCGCAAAGCCAACAUGGGAGACCUCUUUGACAAACACAAUGCCGCCUCGAGCAAACCAAAUCUUGCAUCGCCUCGGAAGCACUCACCUGCCAAGGUCUCGCGUAAUAUUAGCAAGCCCGUGGACACAGAAGCACGCGACGGUCGAUCCCGGAGGGGAAGCCACGACAACCUCUACUCCGACAAAGAGAACGCUCCCGGAAAUGGAGAGCCAGAAGGCCUCAAGAACCCCAAGCGUCGCGUGAAACCAGCCGCAGCAGGCGGGGCGUCGCGCGUGGUAUCUCAAGAAGUACGAGGCAACGAGAACCGGAUCCUGUCACCCAAGUCCAACAACUCCCGAACCUACCCACACUCACCCUUCCGCGCCUCCCCAGAGAAGGGCCAACCCUCUUAUCUAUCGCGUCCCACAUCUCCACUCAAGCCACUGAGCCCGCUGAGAUCACGCGGCGCCACCGUCUCAGCAGUGAAGGACUCACGGCCCCCAUCUCAGACACAGCGACCCACCAACCGUGCCGCCACAGGCCCCAAGUCCGGCCACUCCCCACUCCCACGUCCCGCGACCAGACAGGGCGAACGCAAGAACAGUACCGGAUCCACAGCAUCCUCGGGAACCACUGUUAGGGGGCCUUCGCGAGCUGGCGGCGCCCGAAAGGCCACAACGACUUCUACUGCCGCGGCUGCUAAGAAGCCCGCGCCUCGCAUGCAGGCUGCGUCAGUGGCAGUCAAGAAGACUGCGAACAACACCGCCAUGCGCAAGACUACCGCUCCUGCAGCAACUGAAACAGCCACGCGGACUCGGGCUCUGCGCAAGCGCAUUUAA
Penicillium olsonii is the source of this 1107-nucleotide messenger RNA. The record is from the annotation of a GenBank genome assembly. NCBI's taxonomy places the organism in Eukaryota, Fungi, Ascomycota, Eurotiomycetes, Eurotiales, Aspergillaceae.